AUGUAUUGGCUCUGGGAUAUCCUCAACGUCCGCAAUGCCCAAUUUCGAUCACCAGAUGCCCUCAAUUCCCUCAUCGGUUUCGUUUCUGGAUUGGGUUUACUGCCUUUUCUACUGCUCUUGUCCGGCAGUAACCCUUCAGUCCUGAUCGUUUUUUGCUACUCUCUCGGCUAUUCGUGUUUGGUUCUUCCAUUGAUCAAUAUUGCUUUUGUGUCUCAUGACCGCUCUUCACAGAAAUGUGGGGGAUUCGAAAAUUCAUCACGUGCUUUCUUCCUAGGACUGGUUUUUGCUCUAGCCGUUCUUCUUUCACUUAUUUCCAUACACUCGGACCACCCAAAACGGCUUUGGGCAUUCAGUUGCUACAUCUGUCUUCUUAGCUUUUUCCAUUGGUCAGAAUUUUACGUCACUGCUGUUUAUAAUUAUGCCAACUGCGGUGUUGAUAUUUAUAUGCUAACUCAUAGUCCAGAGUAUGUGAUGGCGGUCAUCGCUUGUGCACUGGAGUAUUGGAUUGAGACAUUGUGCGUGCCAACAAUGCUCCCUAACUAUUAUUAUCCUUUCCCACUUAUUGUCAACAUUUUCGGUUUGCUUCUUUGCUUUGGUGGUGAGGCUGUGCGCAAGUUUGCCAUGAUAACCACAGCCCAAAAUUUCAAUCAUUAUGUGGAAACCGAACGUCGAAAUGAGCACCAAUUGGUUACAAGUGGUGUUUACUCAUACUUUAGGCAUCCCGCUUACGUGGGUUGGUUGUAUUGGACUAUUGGGACCCAAGUCUUACUUGGAAAUCCAAUUUGUUUGAUUGGUUUCACUGUUGUAGGAUAUAGAUUUUUGUAUGGACGCAUUCUACACGAAGAGCGACAUUUAUUAUACUUCUUUGGUCACGCUUAUUCACAAUACCAAGAAAAAGUGGGUACGGGAAUUCCAUUUAUUAAAGGAUACCGAAUCAAUGGAUAA
This is a messenger RNA of Echinostoma caproni, 945 nucleotides long. The record is from the annotation of a GenBank genome assembly. NCBI's taxonomy places the organism in Eukaryota, Metazoa, Platyhelminthes, Trematoda, Plagiorchiida, Echinostomatidae.